Molecule: messenger RNA, 1574 nt
Organism: Alosa alosa (allis shad)
Lineage: Eukaryota; Metazoa; Chordata; Actinopteri; Clupeiformes; Clupeidae
Gene: chia.1
Product: chitinase, acidic.1
Exons: 12
Coding region: 27-1394 (455 amino acids)
Biological process (GO): carbohydrate metabolic process; chitin catabolic process
Cellular component (GO): extracellular region
Molecular function (GO): chitin binding; chitinase activity
Source: RefSeq, a predicted model, not a curated record
ACAGAAGGGGAAACAGAAAUUGCUCAAUGGCACGACUUGUUGUUUUGGCAGCUUUGGGGGUGCUGCUCACCCUGCAGAUGGUGAGUUCCACCAAGCUGGUGUGCUACUUCUCCAACUGGUCCCAGUACAGACCGAGCAUGGGCAAGUUCACUCCCGCCAACGUGGACCCAUUCCUCUGCACGCACGUUAUCUACACUUUGGCCACCAUCAGUCCUGAGAACAAGUUGGUGACCGUCGAGUGGAAUGAUGAAGACAUGUACAGACAGCUGAACAACCUCAAGCUGACCAAUCCUAACAUGAAAACUCUCCUCGCUGUUGGAGGCUUGGUCAAUGGAGUCAGUCCAUUCGUCUCCAUGGUAUUCACACCAGAGGGCCGUGCAACAUUCAUCCGUUCGGCCUUGAGUUUCCUGCGAACUUUUAACUUUGAUGGGCUGGACCUGGCCUGGGAUUUUCCUGGACAAAAUGGAAGCCCGCUGGACGACAAGCAGAGGUUCACUGCCCUGCUCACGGAACUAAGAAAGGCAAUCAUGAAAGAGGCCACGGAAAACAGGAAACCCCCCCUCCUACUCUCUAUCAAAGUCGGAUCUAUAAGGUCCACAAUCGAUAUCUCUUACGAGGUUCCAGAGGUGUCAAGCCAAGUGGACUUCAUCAGCAUCAUGACCUAUGACUAUCAUGGUGCCUGGGAGAAAAGGACCGGACACAACAGCCCUCUCUUCCCCAGCUCUCUCGACCAGGGAACUCAUGUUCACCACAACAUUGACUCUACUGUGAGCUACUGGCUGAUGAAGGGUGCCGAUGCCAACAAGCUUCUCUUGGGCUUCCCCACAUAUGGCCGCACCUUCCACCUGACGACCUCUGCCUCAGGCCUGGGCGCUCCCGCAGACGGCCCAGCUGACGCCGGCCCUUACACCCGCGACCCUGGCUUCUGGUCCUACUAUGAGGUUUGCUCCUUCACAUCGACUGGCAUUCAGGGCUGGAUCACAGAACAGAAGGUUCCCUACGCAACCCAUGGCAACUCCUGGGUGGGCUAUGAUAACAAAGAGAGCUUUGCUGCAAAGACCCAGUGGCUGAGGGGGAAGAACCUGGGUGGGGCGUCUGUGUGGAGUCUUGACCUGGACGACUUUGGAGGUGUCUUCUGUGCAGAUGGCACAUACCCUCUGGUCAACCACCUGCGCAACUCACUGGGUUUCCCACCCAAACCUACCACCACUCCAGCCCCCACUACCACACCGGACCCCAUCGCCACUUUCUGUGUCGGUAAAGUCGAUGGUCUUUACCCCAACCCUGCUGAUGCCAGCACCUACUUUCAGUGUUUCCGUGGAAACACCUACUUGCAUAGCUGCCAGCCUGGCCUAGAGUACAAAGAUUCCUGCAAGUGCUGUGACUAUCCAUAAGGAAAUACAGGAACAGCUCUGGAGGCCAAGAACGCAACUUUGUGUCAGUAUCAUUAAUUAGCGGAAUAUUUGGCCAUUUGUAUCACUUUUUUGUAAAGUGCUAUGCUGACUGAAUGUUACUGUGAAGAGUAACAGAAUGGGAUUAUUUUUUUAUUCUGAAAUAAAAGUUACACAUUGUCA